AUGGCGUCUUCUCGUCCCGAAACGGGAAAACCGGCCAACGCUGUAGACUACGUCGAAGAUCCUAAUGAAGAUGGAGUGAAGAAGGGUGAUGCCACUGUUGACGCGGCACUCCGAGGACAGGCCGUCUCGGGUUAUGAAUCCCUUACCGUCUGGGAGACUGCGAAAGUCUUCAAAGUGGCGACAUCGUCGUGCUUCGCAGCUGCCUUUGCUGCUGCUACCGAUGGUUACCAAAUCGGAAUGAACGCCGGCAUUGUGGCGAACAAGGGUUUCGUCCGUCAGUUCGCAACGCUCACCGACGCCACUGGAAAGCCAUACCUCGACUCCCCCAUCCUCUCGGGAUGGAGCUCCAUCAUGUCCGUGGGCCAAGUCAUCGGUAUGACCACGAUCCCGUUCAUAUCCUCCCGUUUCGGCCGGAAGAUCGCCAUGUUCACCACGUGGUUCAUCCUCGCAAUGAGCGUAAUGGUCGAGAGCAUCGCUCGCGCCUGGCCCGUCUGGCUCGUCGGAAAGCUGCUGGCCGGUAUCGGCGUGGGAUGUCUGCAGUCGACGCUCCCAAUCUACAUCGCCGAAGUGGCCCCCGUGCGAAUCCGCGGCGGAUUGCUGAUGUGUUACUCCUUCUGGUGGACCGUCGGUACCUUUUUCGCUCACGUCGCGCUGCAGAGCCUGAACAAGAAUGACCCGUACAACUACCUGAACCCCAUCUACACGCAGUGGGCGCAGAUUGGGCUCAUGCUGGUCAUUUUCGUCUUCCUGCCCGAGUCGCCGGCUUGGUGCGUGACCAGGAACGACGAGCAGAGGGCGAAGAAGUGCAUGGCUUGGCUGAAUCGCGGCGUCGAAGGGUUCAACCUCGACCAGCAGUACACGGCGCUCCUGAUGACGGUCGAGCACGAGAAGGCUGUUGCGGCGGAGCAGAAGCGGGAGAAGUGGUACGCCAUCUUCCAGGGUACCGACGGACUGCGCACGCUCGUUUCGCUGUGGACGAACUUGUCGCAGCAGUUCAUCGGUCUCACCCUCUUCGCCACUUUCGGCACGUACUUUUUCCAACAAGCUGGCCUCCAAGACCCGUUCUUGAUCAAGGCUAUCACGUCGUCGAUCAACAUCGCGACUAUCAUCGUCACGAUUCUUGUAGCUGACAAGCUGGGAAGAAGGUGGAUUGGUUGCGGCGGUAUCAGCGUUUGUUGGGCGGCGUGCGUGAUCAUUGGCAUUCUGGGCGUCAUCAAGGAGACCAAGGCCACGACGUAUGUCUUUGUGCUUUUUGCAUGCUUCUGGAACAUCGGCAUGACGGCCAGCGGCGCCGCCGGUUGGGGCUUCAUUGGCGAAAUCUCGUCGCAGCGCCUCCGACCUUAUACCGCCGGUUUUGCGGCCGCUUGCACGGCGGUCAUCGGCAUCGUGAUGAACGUCCUGGUUCCGUACAUGGUCAACGCGAACAAGUGGAACUGGGGGUUGAAGACGGGCUGGUUCUACGCUGGCGUUGGCCUUCCAUUCACCAUCGGAAUGUGGCUUCUCAUCCCGGAUACUGCUGGGCGCUCUGCUGCCGAGUUGGAUGAGUUAUUCGAGCGGAAGAUUAAGCCGUGGCAGUUUCACAAGACACAGACAGCUACGCAGAACUUGGUCAAUAUGCAGAGGUUGGAUCAGUAG
This is a messenger RNA of Colletotrichum truncatum, 1635 nucleotides long. RefSeq names its product glucose transporter HXT5. The record is from RefSeq and is a predicted model, not a curated record. Gene Ontology annotation, cellular component: membrane. NCBI's taxonomy places the organism in Eukaryota, Fungi, Ascomycota, Sordariomycetes, Glomerellales, Glomerellaceae. Gene Ontology annotation, biological process: transmembrane transport; carbohydrate transport. Gene Ontology annotation, molecular function: carbohydrate:proton symporter activity.